This is a messenger RNA of Stegostoma tigrinum, 849 nucleotides long. RefSeq names its product homeobox protein Nkx-3.1. Gene Ontology annotation, cellular component: nucleus. Bases 88 to 678 code for a protein of 196 amino acids. NCBI's taxonomy places the organism in Eukaryota, Metazoa, Chordata, Chondrichthyes, Orectolobiformes, Stegostomatidae. The record is from RefSeq and is a predicted model, not a curated record. Gene Ontology annotation, molecular function: DNA-binding transcription factor activity, RNA polymerase II-specific; RNA polymerase II cis-regulatory region sequence-specific DNA binding. Gene Ontology annotation, biological process: regulation of transcription by RNA polymerase II; cell differentiation. The transcript is spliced from 2 exons.
GAUUUCCAAAACUCAAAACUGGUGGAGGUCGUGGAUUUGUCAGAGGCACGCACUCACAGACAGACACACACACGCAAAAGACAGAGCAUGGCUUCAUUGAGACGUGCUUUCACGUCGUUUCUCAUCCAGGACAUCUUGUCGCUUCAGGAAACUUCACCAGGCAGCUUUCCCAGGGGAUUCCGUGGGAGCAGGGAGGAGGCAGGACAGCCCAACGCGGAGCCCCGCUCCCACAGCGGCCUGGAGCUGGCAUUCACAGGUCAGGCUCUGGGGAGCUCAGAUUCCACGCAGUUGAUCAGUGCCAGCCAUGAGAGGACCAUGGUCACACCCAGGGCUCUGAGAAGCCCCAGGAAGAAGCGUUCCCGAGCUGCUUUCUCACAUUCCCAGGUGCUGGAAUUGGAAAGAAGGUUCGACUCUCAGAGGUACCUGUCAGCCCCAGAGAGGGCUGACCUGGCCGCUGCCCUGAAGCUAACAGAGACCCAGGUGAAAAUCUGGUUCCAGAACCGCAGGUACAAGACCAAAAGGAAGAUGCUGGCUGCCAGGCAGAACUGUGGCGUGGUGAAGGAGCCGGCAGCGCCCAGAGAAGGGAGCUCCGACGUACCCAUACUGCCUCCAUACCCAAGCUACCGCUAUUACCCUUACUUCUACUGCCUCGCAUCUGUGCCAGCAACUGUCUGUUGACUUCAUGAUGGCCAUUAGCCUGAAGGGACUCUGCACUUUAUUUAUUUCAUCAGCGGUGGCUGCAUUCGGUUGUUUUUCACUUCGCAAGUAAAUGGCUGCAAAAUUCCACCAGCCUGGGUCCAUUUCUCCCAUUUCUUUUGACAUCAAGAUGAAUAAAACUGACAGGCAAUA